This is a messenger RNA of Musca vetustissima, 1236 nucleotides long. Its product is annotated as protein MTSS 1-like. NCBI's taxonomy places the organism in Eukaryota, Metazoa, Arthropoda, Insecta, Diptera, Muscidae. Gene Ontology annotation, biological process: cell projection assembly; plasma membrane organization. Gene Ontology annotation, molecular function: phospholipid binding; actin binding. The transcript is spliced from 7 exons. The record is from RefSeq and is a predicted model, not a curated record. The annotation marks the transcript as partial. Gene Ontology annotation, cellular component: actin cytoskeleton; cytoplasmic side of plasma membrane.
AACACAUCACCAUUAUGGGAGGAUUUUGUUGCCAAGGCCAGUAAAUUACACGCUUGUUUAAAAGCGGCCAUCCAAGCAAUCGCAUCGUAUUUGGAUGCCUUCCAAAAAAUUGCAGACGCAGCAACAAAUUCAAGAGGAGCUUCAAAAGAAAUCGGCACCGCUCUGACCCGAGUAUGCCUACGACAUAAGGCGGUUGAGACACGCCUGAAAACAUUUACAGCCGCAAUUAUGGACUGUCUGGUACAACCAUUACAAGAAAAACUAGAAGACUGGAAACGUUCUGUUGCUAUGAUCGAUAAAGAACAUGCCAAAGAAUAUAAACGCUGUCGCACCGAACUCAAAAAACGUUCUACAGAUACUCUGCGUCUACAAAAGAAAGCCCGUAAAGGUCAAUCGGAUAAUUUACAAUCGUUGAUGGAUUCGCAUAUGCAAGAUGUCACUCUGCGACGUGCCGAAUUGGAAGAGGUUGAAAAGAAAUCUUUACGAUCGGCAAUGAUUGAGGAGCGUAUGCGCUAUUGUAAUUUUGUACAUUUGCUACAACCGGUCGUAAAGGAGGAGUGUGAAGUGAUGUCGGAAUUGGGUCAUUUGCAGGAAGCUAUGCAAUCAAUUGCUUUGGUUACCAAAGAACCACACGUUUUACCACCUGCCAGUGAGGAAUUAAUACACGAUGCCAAGGCAUCGAUAACACUAUAUCCCGAAUCGCCAAGUACCAGUGGUGGUGGUGGCGGUUCACUGUCACAGGGAGGUUGUUCCAAUUCAUUGGGGUCACGUAAGUCAUCGGUGUGUUCCAUAAGUUCCAUGAAUAGUAGUGGUUCCAGUAAUUCACCCGGCCAUCCACACUAUCAGAGGUCAUUGUCGCAGUAUAUUUCACCAUCAAUGCGCUUAAAACCUGGUGAAUCCAGUGAUAGUGGCUUUUGUUCAUCGCCAGCCUUGACAACACAGGCCUCCUCUAUUGCCAAUCCUUCACACGCUGUCACUACAUGGCCCACACAUUCACAGGAUGCUGUUGACUUAGCACCCAAUGCCACAGAUCGUCCACACACAAUUUCAUCAGCCUAUGAAAAGGGCCAUCAACGGCCUCCCUUAACUGUCUACACCUUUCAAAAUCCUGAAACUAUACACGAGGGUGGUAAUGCAAAUGGUAAUGGUAGUGCUGCCGGUAGCAAUUCCGGUCAAAAUACACCAUCGACACAGAAGUCACCAGGUGGUGCAUUAAAUCGUCCUCCACUGCCAGUG